Hemibagrus wyckioides is the source of this 1851-nucleotide messenger RNA. RefSeq names its product calsequestrin-2-like. Gene Ontology annotation, cellular component: sarcoplasmic reticulum lumen. The coding region runs from base 239 to 1477 and encodes 412 amino acids. Gene Ontology annotation, molecular function: calcium ion binding. Gene Ontology annotation, biological process: regulation of cardiac muscle contraction by regulation of the release of sequestered calcium ion. The record is from RefSeq and is a predicted model, not a curated record. NCBI's taxonomy places the organism in Eukaryota, Metazoa, Chordata, Actinopteri, Siluriformes, Bagridae. The transcript has 11 exons.
UAGUUAUCUGUUAAAGUGGAGACAUCUCCAGAUUCUUAUUUUACUCUAGGUGAAAGUUUAGAUCAGAUUCAAUGUUAAUGCUUCCCCACAGCUGUUUGUGUCUGUUUAAUCUCUCUCUUUUUUUUCCAUUAGGUUAAGGAUUUGACCUCUCUCAGCCUUAACUGUCCCUCAAGGAUUUGCGAAUCUAAUUCCAUUCCUUCUUCUUCUCCUCCUGAGUGGACCCUCUGUUUUUUGGAUCAUGUUGUCUCUCUGGCUUCUUCUACUCUCCUGCUUAUCUCUUCUCUCCAGAAUUUCUACAGAAGAAGGCCUGGAAUUCCCGAGCUUCGAUGGAAAGGACCGAGUGUUGAACAUCAACGAGAGGAACUACAAGAAGGCGCUGAAGAAGUUCGACAUGCUGUGCCUGCUUUACCAUGAACCACUGCCUUCGGACAGGGAGCUGCAGCAGCAGUUCCAUAUGAGGGAAAUGGUGCUGGAGCUGGCUGCCCAAAUCUUGGAAGACCGAGACAUAGGGUUCGGAUUGGUAGAUUCUCAUAAGGAUGCCAAAGUGGCCAAGAAGCUUGGACUGGAGGAAGAGGGCAGCGUUUACGUCUUUAAGGAUGAACGUGUGAUUGAGUUCGAUGGAGAGCUCUCUGCAGACACACUAGUCGAGUUCCUGUUAGAUCUUCUGGAGGAUGCAGUGGAGCUCAUCAGUAACCCUAUGGAGCAGAGGGCUUUUGAGAGGAUGGACGAAGAAAUCCGUCUCAUUGGCUACUUCAAGGGCAAAGAUUCAGAACACUACAAGGCUUUUCAGGGGGCUGCGGAACGGUUUCAGCCUUAUGUGAAGUUUUUCGCCACGUUUGACAAAGGGGUGGCCAAGCAGCUGACUCUUAAGAUAAAUGAAGUGGAUUUCUAUGAGCCGUUCAUGGACGAACCAGUCACCAUCCCGGGAAAACCCAACUCGGAGAACGAGAUAGUGGAUUUCGUCAAUCGACACAGGAGACCGACUCUAAGGAAGCUUCGUGCAGAGGAUAUGUUUGAAACCUGGGAGGAUGAUAUGGAUGGGAUUCACAUUGUGGCUUUUGCUGAGGAAGAGGAUCCAGAUGGGUAUGAAUUCUUGGAGAUACUGAAAGAGGUGGCCAGAGACAACACCAAGAACCCAGAACUGAGCAUCCUGUGGAUUGACCCUGAUGACUUCCCCCUGCUGACCGCCUACUGGGAAAAGACCUUUAAAGUGGACCUGUUCAGACCUCAGAUCGGUGUGGUCAACGUGACAGAUGCAGACAGUGUGUGGCUGACGAUAACCAACGAUGAGGCUCUGCCCACAGCCGAGGAGCUGGAGGACUGGAUCGAGGACGUCCUCUCAGGGAAGGUCAACACAGAAGAUGAUGACCUCGAUGAGGACGAUUUGGAUGAUGACGACGACAACGAGAUCCAUGGCGAUGACUUCAGCGACGAUGACGAUGACGACGACGAUGAUGAUGAUGAUGAUGAUGAUUGAUUGACGGAUAUGUCACUAAUGAUUACUCCAUUUUAUACGUCUGCUGUAGUGUUUAUAGAAUCCAAGUAGAAUAAAAUUACCGGUUGAAGGCAAUAAUAAUAAUAAUAAUAAUAAUAAUAAUAAUAAUAAUAAUAAUAAUAAUAAUAAUACAGUUCCACUGGUGCUGAUAGGAGUUAUGAAGAGAAAAUCAGUAUUUGUAGAUGGGUUUCUAAGAUUAAUAAGUUCAUAAACGUGUUAUGUAAGGCAUGUAGUAUGUUUCAGUAGAACUGCACAGAUUUCUGUAUGAAACUGUUCACUUAGACUCUAAAGAGCAAGAUACAUCAAAUCUACUUCUUCUUAAAAAAUGCUUCAUACAAUCAGGAAUUAAACUCAAU